AUCAUCAUUUGCUUGUUUUUUUCACCCCGGUACUGCAGGGUUUUGCGGGGUUCCAAAGAAACCGACUUCCCAUCGCUCCCCGCAACAAUUUCGCGUCCUGAUCGUAGGCACGCGACCAGAAAAUCCCCUUCAGCUGAUGGAAGGCUGAAGAUUACGACAAGGACUAGAUUCCUGCAGAUAUACAUCCAGCAGGAAUGCCGCAAGCUGCAAGAUGGGUGGGCUCACCCUCGAUCAAGGGCCGGACGGAGUCGAUGCGCAUGGCAUUGUUGACGUUCGGUCUGCUGGGAUUACAAUUUACCUGGGGCAUUGAAAUGACAUAUUGCACGCCGUACCUCCUUCAGUUGGGAUUGACAAAGUCGCGGACAUCUCUGGUGUGGAUUGCGGGGCCUCUUUCGGGCUUGAUAAUACAACCUCUCAUUGGAGUUAUCGCUGACCGGUCCCGGUCGAAAUGGGGACGACGUCGGCCGUUCAUGAUCGGGGGUUCGUUCGUUGUCACUCUGUGUUUGUUGGUGUUAGGAUGGACGACGGAGAUUGUCAAUUUUUUCGUCAAGGACUCCGAGAAGGUCCCAAAGGUCACGAUUGCUCUCGCGGUACUUAGUAUUUACGCUUUAGAUUUCGCAAUUAACGUUGUCCAAGCCUGCUCUCGCAGCUUGAUUGUCGAUACAUUACCAAUUCCUUCACAACAAGCUGGGUCAGCGUGGGCCACUAGGAUGUCGGCCAUUGGCCAGCUGAUCGGAUAUGUCAUUGGAUCCCUUGACACCGUCCGAAUCUUUGGGACUACGAUUGGCGAUACUCAGUUUAAGCAAAUGACCGUUAUUGCGGCCCUGUCUCUGCUCGCGGCGGUUGCUGUGACCUCAUAUUCCGUGACGGAAAGGGUUUUGAUCACAGCAAGGGAUUCCGACGGAAAAGUCGGUGCUAUUCAAGUGCUUUCGCAACUGGUCAAAACCACCAUGGACUUGCCUCCUCGUAUCCAAGCCAUUUGCUGGGCUCAAUUUUGGGCUUGGAUCGGAUGGUUUCCGUUCCUUUUCUAUAGCACGACCUGGGUUGGAGAAACCUACUUUCGGUAUGAAGUCCCUAAGGAUGCGACUCGACCUACGGACAUGCUCGGAGAGGUUGGCCGUGUUGGCAGCCUUUCUCUUGUGGUUUUUUCGUCCAUUACAUUUCUUAGCUCUGUCCUACUGCCCUUCUGCGUGCAACCGCCAGAUACAAAACGGCCCAGAUUUACUCCGCGGCCACCCCCUGGUGUAGCUGCUCUGCUUGGGAAAAUCACGCGGGUUCGUCCGGAUCUGCAACUGACUUGGCUGAUCUCCCAUGUUAUGUUCGCUGCGACCAUGAUAUUUGCCCCAUUGGCCCGGUCCCGAGCAUUUGCAACCUUUCUUGUCGCUCUUUGCGGGAUCCCAUGGGCUGUCAGCUGCUGGGCCCCUUUUGCAUUUAUGGGAGUAGAGAUCAACCGGUUGGCAUUGGGUCCAUCGCAGGCAUCCCGCUUGUCGGGGGUGACGAUGAUCACUUCUAGCAGUGCUCGAUCCGGUGCGUACAGCGACCGAAAUCAGGAUACCGAAAUGGACGUUCUGCGACUCAACCACCACGACCCUGACAGCGACAGCGAUACGGAAGAUGGGAUCUCGAAUCUCCCGUCAACAGGCGAACUGGCGGGGAUUUACCUAGGCGUGCUAAAUGUCUACACGACGCUCCCCCAGUUUGUGGGCACGUUCAUCAGUUGGAUCGUCUUCAGCAUUCUUGAACCUGGCAGCACCAAGCGCGACGACUCGGUCCCGGACUCUCAAUGGAUGGAUCUGGAUAAGAGCACGCCCAACGCUAUCUCCAUCUGUCUUUUUAUCGGGGCUUUGAGCGCGCUCAUUGCGGUCGAAGCUACCCGACGCCUGCGCUACGUUUUAUAAUCUUCUUUGUACCUUGACCUGAAUUCUUUAGAUGUUUCUGACCGGAAAGAUCUGGUCCUCCUUGUAUAAUUGAUACCCCGGAGAUGUUAUUGCAUGUUGAAGACGAACUAUA
Messenger RNA from Aspergillus ochraceoroseus IBT 24754, 2010 nucleotides. Its product is annotated as putative sucrose transporter. Gene Ontology annotation, cellular component: membrane. The transcript has 8 exons. NCBI's taxonomy places the organism in Eukaryota, Fungi, Ascomycota, Eurotiomycetes, Eurotiales, Aspergillaceae. The coding region runs from base 195 to 1898 and encodes 567 amino acids. Gene Ontology annotation, molecular function: sucrose:proton symporter activity. The record is from RefSeq and is a predicted model, not a curated record.